Cannabis sativa is the source of this 1633-nucleotide messenger RNA. Its product is annotated as leucine-rich repeat extensin-like protein 3. The transcript has a single exon. NCBI's taxonomy places the organism in Eukaryota, Viridiplantae, Streptophyta, Magnoliopsida, Rosales, Cannabaceae. The record is from RefSeq and is a predicted model, not a curated record. The coding region runs from base 598 to 1149 and encodes 183 amino acids.
GAUAAUCAAUCAAAAUCAAAUUUACCCAAAAAUAAGCCCAAGCCCGCGUUUACCCAUUUCUCUAUUCAAUUCUUUUUUUUUUUCUCUAUCUCUCUGUAUCUGAUUCAUCUUCUUCUUUCUCCAUUUCUGAGAAGGUGUGCUGGUCAUAUGCUCGCACCGAAUACACGUUCCCAUCAUUGCUUUCCUCCAAUCCCUCGUUUGACCAAUUUCUUAUAUUAUUUUUUCAUCUUCUUACGAAAAAAGCAUACCAUAAUCUCAUUGACCCACAUUCAAACACUUUCUUGACAACACCAACUUCUUAUUUUAUUUCCCUUCAUUCGCCCAGAAAUUAAUCGUUUUGAGACUGAAAUGGUAGACCCUUUUCGUUGAUUCCUUUGGAGAUACUAGAGAGGCCCAGAUUCACGGAAAAAGAAACAACGAUUCUCAAACCCUAGUUUUGUGGUCCUAAUAUCCGUAGAUAACGAGGUUUCUCUUGGAAUUUUGAGCUGAGAAGGCGGAUGUCAAAAGGGGGUUGAAACCCAGAUGCGAGAAAACUCCGUAAACCCUGAUCAGGGUCCUGAUUUUUCUUGAGGUUUCGAAUCUUGUGGUUGCUGUUUCAUGGAACCGCAAUUCUCGACCUUGGUUUUUGGGUUCUUGAUUUUCGUUUUCGUCCUUCGUGUCGAGUCAGGGACCCAAUUAGCAGGUGGAUCGAGUAACCCUCCACCGCCACUGCCUUUAGCUCCACCACCACCUCCGUCCCCACGCUCCUCUCCUCCUCCUCCUCCUGGGUCACCACCACCUCCUUCACCAUCACCCCCGCCUCCGUCUGUUCCUCCUCCCAGCUCUCCACCACCACCUGUACAAUCUCCUCCUCCUCCUUCUCCGCCUAAGUCACCACCACCUCCUGCAUCUCCGCAGCUGCCAUCCAAUAUCGAAUCGAAUAAAUCACCACCGCCACCGAUCAAUUCGCCUCAUAGACAUCCCUUUAGCCACAAGCGUAAACCACCACCCCCACCGCCGCCACACGAACACAAGAUCAAUGCAGGGAAGAAGAUCGGGUUGUUGUUCUCUGGAAUCGCCGCCAUUCUUCAGAUUGGGGUUAUAAGCUUCUUGGUAUUCAAGAGGCGACAGCUUUUAAAGGUCAAUGACAGAUACGAAGCUUGUUCAUGAAACUUGAUUUUUUUUUUUUGUGUUUAUUCUGUUUUUGUGUGUAUCAGAUUUCUCAUCAAUUCUUUAUAGUUGGGCCUAAUCUUGUUGUUGGGUUGAGAUUAUUCUUUGAAUGGAGAGCGUUAUUGUGGCGGAUGUGAUUGGAUUCCGAUUCUUUAACGAAGGGAAUGAGUGUUGUGAAUUAUCAAGCGACUGAUAUAUCAUUGGUGAUGUUGAAGCCUUCUUGUUCCUCGGGUUUGUUCUGUAAAUGGGUAAUUGUUAAUUGGCUUUUUCUUCAUCUAGUUUGUAUGUUGAUUUUCCUUUUCCCUUUGAUUCAUUAACUUACUUAGAAUACGUCCUACGAUCUGAAAUGAAGAGAAAAAAAAGAAAAGGUUUAUGCUUUCUUUUUUGUUUCUUCCUUGCUAACCUUUUUCUAGUUCGAGUUUGUAACAAUGUUAGAUAUCAUGGAAAGAAUUGCAAUUGAUUAAGCUUUUUUCGCAUUAUGUUC